Microstroma glucosiphilum is the source of this 492-nucleotide messenger RNA. RefSeq lists its product as hypothetical. The transcript is spliced from 2 exons. The record is from RefSeq and is a predicted model, not a curated record. Bases 1 to 492 code for a protein of 163 amino acids. NCBI's taxonomy places the organism in Eukaryota, Fungi, Basidiomycota, Exobasidiomycetes, Microstromatales, Microstromataceae.
AUGUCAUACAUUGUGAACGUCCUACGGUCUGCGGCGCUUGACUCCUUCGAGAAUUUGAAUAGGCCUUCUGUGCUUCCUGCGCUGCCCGUUCUCGACCAACUCUUACUUCUCGUCGAGCCCUCCCAAAGGCUACUAGGAGAAAUUGGCAGUCUGGCAGUCGCUCUGUACGACAUGGAGGUAGAUCAGAUGCAGACCGCCGAGUCAGAGCAGCUUUCCACUACCGAUGGCACACACGAGGACGGAGAUUACAGUGGGGGCAGUGGAGGCAGUGGGGGCGCAAGCUCAUUUGGAAAUCGCGGACCGGACGGCAGUCGCUCAGAUCGACACCACUCCUCGAUGGGCGAAUCGAGCCGUUUCAGCUCUUCAGUGGACACCUCGCUUGAUUCGCAGAUGACGGAGGGCAUAUUGAACGCCGCAACUUCUUCUUUGCAGCUCGGGAGCAAGGCUGCUGCGGAUGUCCCCCUCAAUUCGGAUAGCGCCGAGUCAGAGUAA